Folsomia candida is the source of this 759-nucleotide messenger RNA. Its product is annotated as EKC/KEOPS complex subunit TPRKB. The record is from RefSeq and is a predicted model, not a curated record. The coding region runs from base 128 to 712 and encodes 194 amino acids. NCBI's taxonomy places the organism in Eukaryota, Metazoa, Arthropoda, Collembola, Entomobryomorpha, Isotomidae. Gene Ontology annotation, biological process: telomere maintenance via recombination; tRNA threonylcarbamoyladenosine modification. The transcript is spliced from 3 exons. Gene Ontology annotation, cellular component: nucleus; EKC/KEOPS complex; cytosol.
UAGCCGGGUCCGCAAAUAGCGCCCUUUUCGAAAUCUAUAAGUCCUAACAUUGAACAGUUUUGCAGGCGGUUCCUCAUUUUCCAAAAUCCUAAAAAUUCGCUUAAGAUUUCGAAAUUUCUCUCUCGCGAUGGAUUUCCAAACUAGCCGUGUGUGGAAGGAUGAGCGCAACCUGGUCAAAAAACUGUAUCGAAACGUGACCAACACAGCGCAAGUUAGGGAACUCAUCUUCUCCGCAAAAUUACCGUUUGUUCUGUUGAAUCCAAAAUUGAUCGUCGACCAAUUCCAAGUCUCCAUCGCCGUGACUAGGGCUCUUUGCAAUAUGAAAAGAAACAAAAUGAAGACAGGAUCCUUCCCCACGGAAAUCAUUUAUUGUCUUAAACCCUCAAAAGACAUUUCAGAACCGCUCAACCACUUCAGCGCGCAAGACGGCGACACGGACGUUUUCAUCAUGGGAGAAAAAGCGCUCUGGGCCAAGGUCGGGGAACAAAUUCUGGGCGAAGAAGUCAAUCUGGACCAACUCUCGACCUUCACGGAUAUCCCACUGGUCAAAAAAGUGUAUCAAAUCGAGGAGAAAGUACUCCAACGGGUCGGGUCAAGUCUCCUGGAAGAGGUCCUUAUUCCAAUGGUGUGCAACGAAUUCACGCCCUCCUGUUUCGCCAUGUGGUCUUCAAAGCCAAACGGCAACAAAAUUCGACCCCUUCUUAACCGUUAACGGUUUUUGCAAUGCAUUUUUUGCUCAAAAUAAAUCAAUACUUUAAU